Molecule: messenger RNA, 3185 nt
Organism: Cuscuta epithymum
Lineage: Eukaryota; Viridiplantae; Streptophyta; Magnoliopsida; Solanales; Convolvulaceae
Source: the annotation of a GenBank genome assembly
CUUUUUAGUGUUAUGGAACACUCUUAAACCCCUCGCUCAGAAGCCGGGCACGCAUUUCAGCUCAUCCAGUUCCCCAUUUUCGUUCCCAGCUAGUUGAGUGAAAAUGGCUGUCGCUUCUUUCGGCUCUAGUAUUUUAUCGAGUCCGUACAUGCUAUGGUAUCAGCCUAAUAUCAGAAGACCACGAUUCAGUGCUUGCUCGGUGCAUACUUCGUCUGUUAAAGGCGCAAGUGGUACUAAGCUUCCUCUUAAAAGGCGUUUAAUAGGUGAAGGGUCUGGAAAAAGUAUGGAUGACUCUGUUCAACGUAAGAUGGAACAAUUCUAUGAAGGGUCCCAAGGCCCUCCUUUACGAAUCCUCCCCAUUGGAGGUUUAGGAGAGAUCGGGAUGAAUUGCAUGCUAGUUGGAUAUUAUGAUAGAUAUAUACUGAUUGAUGCUGGUGUAAUGUUCCCCGGAUACGACGACCUUGGUGUCCAGAAAAUUAUUCCUGACACCACAUUCAUUAAAAGGUGGAGCCACAAAAUUGAAGCAGUUGUCAUAACUCAUGGACAUGAGGAUCAUAUUGGUGCAUUGCCUUGGGUCAUUCCAAGCCUUGAUUCACAGACACCGAUAUUUGCAUCUUCAUUCACAAUGGAGCUGAUAAAAAAAAAGCUGAAGGAGUUCAAUAUCUUUGUUCCUUCGAGGCUUAAAGUAUUUAAAACAAGAAGAAAAUUUACUGCAGGCCCGUUUGAGGUAGAAUGUAUAAGGGUUACCCAUUCUAUCCCUGAUUGUUGUGGACUAGUUCUACGUUCUGAUGCUGGCACUAUUCUCCAUACAGGCGACUGGAAGAUAGAUGAAUCACCAUUAGAUGGACAUUUUUUCGAUCGUGGUGCUCUUGAGGAACUCUCUAAAGAAGGGGUUACAUUGAUGAUGAGUGAUUCAACAAAUGUCCUUGCUUCUGGAAGGACCAUUAGUGAGACUGUUGUAGCUGCCUCAUUGCUGAGGCACAUAUCUGCUGCAACAGGAAGGGUAAUCACUACUCAAUUUGCAUCAAACAUUCACCGGAUUGGAAGUAUAAAGGCUGCUGCUGAUUUGGUUGGGAGAAAGCUGGUGUUUGUUGGUAUGGCCCUAAGGACAUAUCUUGAUGCUGCAUGGAAGGAUGGGAAGGCUCCAAUUGAUCCAUCAACUUUGGUGAAAGCUGAAGAUAUUGAUGCUUAUGCCCCAAAAGAUUUGGUGAUUGUCACAACAGGCUCUCAAGCUGAACCACGAGCUGCAUUGAAUCUUGCAUCGUAUGGUAGUAGCCAUUUACUCAAGCUGAACAAGGAGGAUUUGAUUCUUUAUUCUGCUAAGGUGAUCCCUGGCAAUGAGACUCGGGUAAUGAAAAUGCUGAACCGUGUUUCUGGAAUAGGGUCAACAGUAAUAAUGGGAAAGAGUGCACUUCUGCACACAUCUGGCCAUGCUCACCGUGAAGAAUUGGAAGAAGUGCUGAAAAUCGUGAAGCCGCAACAUUUUCUUCCAAUUCAUGGAGAGCUUUUAUUCUUAAAGGAGCAUGAACUGCUUGGGAGGUCUACUGGCAUUAGGCACACUACUGUUAUAAAAAACGGAGAGAUGCUGGGCAUUUCACAUCUGAGGAACAGAAGAGUUUUAUCCAAUGGUUUUAUUUCCCUGCAUAAAGAGGAUCUGCAGUUAAUGUACAGCGAUGGCGACAAAGCAUUUGGUACAGCUGUUGAACUUUGCAUCGAUGAGAGAAUGAGAAUUGCUUCAGAUGGUAUAAUAGUUGUCAGUAUGGAGAUUAUGCGUCCCCAAAGCACUGAUGUUCCUUUAUCUGAGACAUCCAUUAAAGGAAAAAUAAGAAUCACAACGCGUUGUCUAUGGCUUGAUAAAGGAAAACUUUUGGAUGCACUUUACAAAGCUGCACAUGCUGCACUAUCUAGCUGUCCUUUAAAUUGUCCUCUCCACCACAUCGAAAGAACUGUUUCUGAAAUCUUAAGGAAACUAGUAAGAAAGUAUAGCAGUAAAAGACCUGAAGUUAUUGCAAUUGCAUUAGAAAAUCCUGUCAGUGUCCUAGCGGAUGAGAUCCAUGGCAGGCUAGUAGGAAAGUCCAGUGCUAGUUCUGGAGUUUCAGCACUAAGAAAAUCCAUAAAUGGAGAUCACAAAAUGAGGGGGGCAUCAAAUACGAUACAAGCACAAGAGGACAAUGGCCCUGAAUUUCCCAUGAACAUCACAUAUGAGGAAGAAAAAGGUUCUACUGAUGUUGGUGUUGAAGGGUAUACAUCUAAAAUAUUGCAAGAGUUAUCUAUGGAUGAUGUUCCUUCAGAAGAAGAUUGCAAUGAUGACCUCCGUCAAGAAAAACUGCAUGAUAGCAACAACAGUGCACUCCCCUCGGACUUGUUGAAAUCAAAAUCUUCUAAUUCCGUUAAAAGGAACAAGUGGAAACCUGAAGAGGUUAAAAGGUUGAUUAAAAUGCGUGGUGAACUCAAAAGCAAAUUUCAAGUCCCAAAGGGGCGAAUGGCUCUCUGGCAAGAGAUAUCUUCAAGUUUGCAAUCUGAUGGAAUCAUUCGAACCCCUGCGCAAUGCAAAUCAUUAUGGACAUCUCUUGUUCAAAAAUACGAUGAAACUAAGAAUGAUGUAAAGAGCCAAGAAAGGUGGUCCUAUUUUAAGGACGUGCAUGAAAUUUUGUCAAACUCAGGGGCACCUGCAUGAAGACAUUAGAGUGUCAAAAGUUUGGGGCUUUGGUGGAUUAUUAUCUCAAAGAAACACUCUUGGUCACCUGUCCUGUCACGCUUUGCCAAACUAGUAUCAAGCCUAUCAUGAUUUUACUUGAAAAAAUGUGUCCUACGGUGAAUUCCACUACAUGGAGCGAUGGAGCCACUAGCUUUAGCUUUUGAGCCGAUUCAAAACAGAGGUUGGGGGUAGCAAAGUGACCAGAGAGAGAGUCUGAGACUUGUGUGAGCAGACAGCUUUUAUGCUUGGGCUGUUAUCGGGUUUGCGCAUUUGUAGUACUGUACUAGUAGAAUGAACGAAUUCUAACAUUGGAGCAUAUUUUUUAUGCAAGUUCGAAUGCCUAAGUUCAUAAGUUAUACAAUGUUUUCUUUUUUUCUUGUGAGCGAAGCGAAGUUGUACUGAACUACUCGCAAUAGUAGAAUUUUGUGGUAGUAGACACUGCCUUCUAAAUAAUGUGUAUUAAAUUUAGGGGAAGCGGUAUUAAAAU